Messenger RNA from Colossoma macropomum (tambaqui), 2554 nucleotides. RefSeq names its product aarF domain containing kinase 1 (gene adck1). The record is from RefSeq and is a predicted model, not a curated record. The coding region runs from base 35 to 1600 and encodes 521 amino acids. The transcript has 11 exons. Lineage: Eukaryota; Metazoa; Chordata; Actinopteri; Characiformes; Serrasalmidae. Gene Ontology annotation, biological process: mitochondrion organization; lipid homeostasis. Gene Ontology annotation, cellular component: mitochondrial inner membrane.
AGUUCAGAGAUCACGAACCAAAGCCGUGCCUCACAUGGCUGGGCGACUUCUGAAAGUCUCAUCUGUGGCUACCGCAGUCUUUGCCUCAUCCGGAUUCUACCUGUACAACCAGAAAGUUGACCUCAAUGACCUCAGCAUCGUCAGAUUUGGCAGAGCGGCCACCACGACGGCUGUCAUCAGUUACGACUACCUCACUGCAUUCAGAGACGUUCAGUAUGGGACGGAGAAAUACUGGGCGCUCAGAUCUGAGGUCCACAGACGCUCAGCGGAGAGGCUCAGGGACCUGUGCUGUGCUAACCGUGGCACAUUCAUUAAGGUAGGGCAGCACCUGGGUGCCCUGGACUACCUCCUUCCUGAAGAGUACACCAGCACCCUGAAGAUCCUGCACAGUAGGGCGCCUCAGAGCAGCAUGGAGGAGAUCCAGCAGGUCAUCAGAGAAGACCUGGGCAAGGAGCUGGAGCAGCUGUUCAUCAGCUUUGAGGAGAAGCCCCAGGGGGCAGCGUCUUUAGCCCAGGUCCACAAGGCGGUUCUGCCCGACGGCAGGACAGUGGCUGUCAAAGUACAGCAUCCGAAGGUCCAGGCUCAAAGCUCCAAGGACAUUGUUGUGAUGGAGUUCCUGCUGCAGGUGGUCCACUGGCUCUUCCCUGACUUUGCGUUCAUGUGGCUGGUGGAGGAGGCUAAGAGGAACAUGCCUCUGGAGCUUGACUUCCUCAAUGAAGGCCGAAACGCUGAGAAAGUGGCCUGCAUGCUCAAGCAAUUUGACUUUCUUAAGGUACCGAAAAUCCACUGGGAUCUUUCAACCAAGCGUGUUCUGACCAUGGACUUUGAGGAGGGAGGGCAGGUCAACGAUCGAGAGUACAUGAGAACGCACGGCAUAGACGUCAAUGAGAUUUCCCGGAACUUGGGCAAAAUGUACAGCGAGAUGAUAUUUGUGAACGGCUUUGUGCAUUGUGACCCCCACCCCGGUAACGUGCUGGUGAGAAAGUGCCCGAAAAGCAAUAAGACGGAAAUUGUUUUACUCGAUCACGGCUUGUAUCAGGUGCUGAACCAGGACUUCCGCAUGGACUACUGCAGACUGUGGCAGAGUCUGAUAAAAGGGGACAUGAAGGGCAUAGAACGGUACAGCAGGCGUCUGGGGGCUGGAGACCUGUACCCGCUGUUUGCCUGCGUCUUAACUGCCCGCUCCUGGACCUCGGUCAGCACUGGAAUCAGCCAGACUCCUGUCACUCACACUGAGGACGUUGAAAUUCGUACGAACGCAGCACUGUAUCUCCCCCAGAUCAGUGAUCUGUUGAACAGAGUGCCCCGGCAGAUGCUGCUGCUGCUGAAGACCAACGACCUGCUGCGGGGCAUCGAGACCGUCCUGCAGACCCGCGCCAGCUCCAGCUCCUUCCUCAACAUGUCCCGCUGCUGCACACACGCUAUCGCCAGUCAUAAAAGAAGCAAGACCAAGUCGAGGACCAGGCGCCUGAAGAUUUCUUUAGCGGAGACUGUUUCUCUAUGGCAGAUCGGCCUUUUUGAGCUCAUGUUGUGGAUCCGGAGCUCAGUGUUGGCCCGCUGGAUCUGCUCCAUGCUCAGCUUCUUGCCCUACACACACUGAGUGACCCAGACGAGGACCAGUCCACUGCCUGUCUGCCUCUCAUACAUACAGACUGUACCAGUAGCUUGGGUAAGGAUGGAUGGAUGGAGAGAUAAUAUUACAGGAGAACCGUUCUUCUACCAUGUGAUGUGGGGUCAACUGCUCAUUGCUGUAUAUCAUUCACAAUAACUGUACGUCAGUAGUUUGAAUGAGCAUAAUCAGUAGCUCAAUGAGUUUUUACUGUGAAUAACUGUGGUCACAACAUAAAAUGUAGUAUAUUUGAUACAGAUCAUGAAGGGGGCAGCAUAAGGAUGACCAGAUAUGAUGAUUACAACAUGGGGCAUCUUCUUCUAGCAUGUUUACUCUCAUAGUGUCUGAGACGCACAAGAUUUAUAGUACUGUAUGUGUGCUUAUGUGCAUUUUUUCAGGAGUGUCAAAUAGUGUUUUUUUUGUGUGUGUGUGGUGUAAAUGAGGACAUAGAUGUGGACACCCACUGACUUGUGGCAGGAUCUGUGGGGGAAACACUUCCAUUCACAUUCCUUCAUCCUUCUGUCUUCAUUCUUCUUUCCACUGCACUGCCUUUUACAAACCACAGCACAGCAGUUUAAGCCCAUCAGUGGGAUCCUUCACACCUCAAAAUAAAGGUGCCAAACAGGGCUCUUUGAAGCGAUGCCACAGAAGAACGUCUUCUGUUUUCCUAAAGGCCAUUUCAGUGGACGGUUCUUUAAAUAACUGUGUUUUGAAAGUGGAAAUGAACCUUUUCAAAAAGCCCAUAUCCUACAUUUUUCUUUGAGGUCCACUUAUAAUGUUUGGGUGACUUUGUUUUGUACCACAAACAGCCAUAAUUAAAUUACAUGACCACAUGACCAUUUCCAUCCUCUCUAUAUCCCUUAGAAUUAAACAGGCUGGUUUUGUUACUGUCAUUUUAAGAAUGAUAUAUGUAAAUGAGCUCUGGUCUGAUUGGCUGCCCUGUAU